GAAAAUUCGUUCGUACGGUUCCUUCGAACGAAUCAUCUAGUCGUAUUAUUUCUUUCCUUUUCGCUUAGCAUGGCAUUGGCAGCGCGAGUGUGAGUUGUAAACAAGGGUCAUGAAGGCGCGUGUUAUUGUGUUUCGUUGAGUGAAUUAUUUCCUCGUCGAAGGACAUGACAAGUUACCAUGAGUGAACGUCACCCAAAAUUUAUUCAAGUUGUGUAAAGUGAAAGUUAUGUUAUUAGUGUACUAAUUUUACAAGGCAAAAAAAUACUAGUCGAAAUGUCAUCUGCAGAAAGACAGCCUUUGAUAAGACCGGAGGAAGAAAUUAUUUCUUACGGUGUUAAUGUUGCGGAUGGCACUGGAUCAAUAAAUAAUGAAGAUGAUGCUACUCAGGAAAGUGAAUGUAGGACUCAUUGUGCACCUGAAACUGUUGAAGUUGGAAAUCUAAACCUUUUAUCCGCAAAGUUUGAGAGUUUGGAUUAUGAUACCUGUGAAAAUCAUUUACUGCUGGAUGAAGAACGGAGCAAAGGUUAUAAAUUUAUUAUGAAGAAAAGUUUUGCACGGUGGAUUAUAUUUUUAUUGAUAGGAAUAUUUACAGCUCUCAUAGCAUGCUUCAUUGAUAUAAUGAUUGAAGUACUUUCUGAUCUCAAGUACAAUUGUCUUCAGUUCUAUGUUGACUCGUGUGUAUGGAAUUAUUGUCUGGUAAAGCCAUACCUUUUGUGGAUGGUUCUCAACAUUGUUCCUGUUGUAAUAGGCUCUCUGUUAGUUACAUAUUUAGAGCCUGUAGCAGCAGGCAGCGGUAUACCACAAGUUAAAUGCUAUUUAAAUGGGGUUAAAAUUCCCAGAGUUGUUCGUAUAAAAACUUUGCUGGUCAAAGUUUUUGGUGUUAUUAGUUCAGUUGUUGGUGGACUUGCAGUGGGAAAGGAAGGUCCAAUGAUUCAUUCGGGUGCAGUCGUAGCUGCAGGUAUUUCUCAAGGGAAAAGUACUACCCUCAAAGUAGACCUGCGGAUACUGGACUACUUCCGAGAGGAUCAUGAGAAACGUGAUUUUGUAUCUGGAGGUGCAGCAGCAGGUGUUGCAGCUGCUUUUGGAGCUCCCGUUGGUGGUGUUCUUUUCAGUCUUGAAGAAGGUACUAGUUUUUGGAAUCAGAGUCUAACAUGGAGAAUAUUUUUUGCUUCAAUGGUUAGCACAUUUACUUUAAACAGUGUCCUUAGUACCUACCAUGGAAGACCUGGUGAUUUGUCUUACUGUGGCCUGCUAAAUUUUGGAAAGUUUGAGACUAUUGUUUACACCUUCAGUGAGUUCUUUAUAUUUAUUUUGAUGGGAAUGGCUGGCGGAUUACUUGGUGCUCUUUUUAAUCACAUCAAUUACAAGCUUACAGUAUUUCGUCUUCGAUACAUUCAAGCCAGGUGGUUAAAAGUAUUUGAAGCAGCAAUGGUUGCUGCCCUCACAUGCACAGUUGGUUUCGCCAUGAUUUAUGGCAUGGAUGACUGUAAACCUUUAGGGCAAGAUCCCACAAAAUUUCCUGUGCAGAUGUUUUGUGGAGAUGGGCAAUACAAUGUGUUAGGGUCAAUUUGGUUUCAAACACCAGAAGCAAGUGUAAGAUCUCUCUUCCAUGAUCCACCAGGUUCUCAUAAAGUAUUAUCUGUUGCUGUAUUUUUUGUUGGUUACUUCCUAUUAUCUUGUUGGACAUACGGUUUAAGUGUAUCUAGUGGCCUUUUUAUUCCAUCCUUGUUGACUGGAGCAGCAUGGGGCCGGUUAGUGGGCAUGGGUCUUGAGAUCCUGUUGCCUGGUUGGAAGGUAGAUCCAGGAAAGUAUGCUCUUGUAGGAGCAGCAGCUCAGUUGGGAGGUGUUGUGCGUAUGACUAUCAGUCUAACUGUCAUUCUUAUAGAAGCCACUGGUAGUAUUUCCUUUGGUUUACCCUUAAUGAUCACGCUCAUAAUGGCCAAAUGGGUUGGAGAUUUUUUUAAUGAGGGCAUAUACGAUAUUCAUAUUCAGUUGGCUGGUGUACCACUCUUGCCAUGGGAACCACCACCCCUUUCCAACAAUAUUUAUGCUAGUGGUAUAAUGAGUCAUCCUGUUGUAACCUUUAAUGCUGUUGAAAAUGUUGGACAUAUCAUCGAUGUUCUUCGCUCAGAGACUCACAACGGAUUUCCAAUAGUAGAUCAACAAUGUCAAGAUGCGGAUAGUAUGAAAACUUGUGGAACUUACCGAGGAAUUAUUUUACGGUCUCAAUUGAUUGUUCUGUUACAAAAUAAGAUAUUUAAUGAAUCUGUAGAAAUUUGGAAUCCUAAGCAAGUGUCAAUUAAAAUGUUUUGGAAGGCUUAUCCUCGCUAUCAAAGUAUUAAGGAUGUAAGUGUUACCCAAGAAGAACGUUUGUUCACAAUUGAUCUGAGACCUUUUAUGAAUCCAGCGUCGUACACACUUCUACAUUCUGCAUCACUUCCCCGGGUUUUCCGUUUAUUCAGAGGCCUUGGUUUAAGGCAUUUAGUCAUUGUUAAUGACUCAAAUGAGGUCAUAGGAAUUGUCACUCGUAAAGAUGUUGCAAGGUUUAGAGUUUGGAAACAUAGAGGCAGAAUGGGAAUGAUGGAAUUGAUGAUUUCAGAAAAACUCUGAAGAUAAAAAUCUUGCCAUUCACUUCAGUGUUUUUAUCAGUUAUUUUUGAAAAGUUCCCAGCCCAUCCAUGCCCAAAGUGAGAAAAAAAGUUUGACAGGUAGUAUUACCAGCAUGAGGAGGAAGUAAUACUCCAUUUGACUAAUUUCUAUAGGGGUCAUUAUUGAGUUGAACAGUCUUCACCACCAGGUUGUUGGUCUGGGCCUUCAGUUCCUCUCCCUCCACCAUGGAGUAUUCUUUCAGGACUCCACCUUCCACCAUGGAUGCAAGUUCUGCGACAGUUGCAUCCACGACCAGCCACUGUCUCCGUGUCUUUUUAGUUCUUCAAUUGUAUCUUCAGAUUUUCUCGCAAGGCUUUUUCUACAUACGUUGUGAUAUCAUUAAUGUAGUCUAUUAAAUAUAUUCAUUCAUUAAUGCAGGUGAAAAAUGGCAUCGCUUUGUCUCUGAAAUUGUCGUAUCUUAAGAGAAGCUCAGUGGUACUCAGUGGCGUAUCUGAGUGAAGUUGGAAACCUAGUGACCUGUGAACGUGUCAAGUUGGCAAGAAAGUGUGCUUCCAUCUACAGCAGGGCAUGUGAACUAGUGCAGACGCUGCUAGUGAUAUUGCACAGAGGUUAAGCUAAAGGUAUUAACAUAAAAUUAGCUUUUUUUAGCAAAAUGUUUUGGAAAUGCAACUAUCUGUCAUCACCGCAUAUAGAAGUUUUAUUGAACAAAGAAGAUGUGUCUUUGCACGAGGUCAUGGAUGAAGAAAAUGUGUUGGAAGAAUGUCGAAUACAGAACAAAAAAUUGAUUGAUUACUUGUCGAGACCAGAUGUGAUGGAAGAGUUGGUGACCCUUACAACAGUGGAGCCAUCUGGCGAAUUGGAUGAACGUGCUCGUUACAAAUAUUCAAACAUUGCAUGUGAACUUUUGACCUGUGACGUUCCCGCUCUUAACGAGCGUCUUGCUGGUGAUGAAGCUUUGCUGGGCAAGCUGUACGCGUUUUUGGAAGCAGACUGUCCUCUAAACCCCCUAUUGGCUUCAUUUUUCAGUAAAACAAUUGGUGUAUUGGUUGCUCGCAAAAGUGAACAAAACUGGUAUUCAUAUCAGUUUACUUGCUUACAAGUUUUGGAAUUUCUCAAAUCUAAAGAAAAUUGCAUUAGCCUGUUAAUGAAACAUUUGGGUACAUCUGCCAUUAUGGACUUGGUAUUGAAACUUAUAAUCCAUGUGCAGGGACCUGAGAUGAAACAGAACAUUUUGAAUUGGCUCGAUAGUCAGCAGGUUGUGCAGUGUCUUGUGGGAUUAUUGGACCCCUCUGUAGAUGCUCAACGUCAUGCAAAUGCUUCCCAAUUAUUGUGUGAUGUAAUAAAAAUGUCAAGGGAGAAACAGCUCACCACAGAUCGCCCAGAACCUGACCCAAUACUCAACACACUUGAAUCACCAGAGACUGUGUCACAACUUCUUGAACAUAUUUUGAAUACUGAGAAAUGCGAAACCGCUAUUGUGGGGGGCAUAUCAGUACUUCUGGCAUUAUUGGAUUGCAACAAACCAAAUGGAUCAAGCGUUGGCAUUAAUAAAACAUUUGGUGUUGGUGAUCAAGCUGAAGAAACAACGGGAGAAAAAGAGCAACCAUCGAAAAUUGUGCUUAGCACAAGUCAUGCUAUUCUACCCUACUUGAAGGAUUUACAUAAUUUACUUCUAGACCCCCCUCAGAAACCUUCUGUCAAAACAACAGCUGGUGCUUUGGACCCUCCAUUAGGUAAUACAAGACUGCAUAUUGCCAAAUUACUUGCUGCUUUACUAGCCACAAACUCUGGGGAAGUAAAUAAAGAAUUGGCAAAUCUAGGAACCUUAGAAGUAUUGUUGGAUUUGUUUUUCAAGUAUACAUGGAAUAAUUUUCUGCAUACUCAAGUUGAACAAUGUUUAUACUAUGCGUUGGAAUCAGAGUUAAAUAAUACUUCUGAUGAAACAGCCACCCACACUUUGUUGAAGCAUAUAUUUGUUCAAUGUCAGUUAUUGGAGAAAGUAUUAAAAGCGUGGGAAGAAAAUGAAACACAACAAUCCAAACCUGGAGGUCGUCGUCAUGGCUACAUGGGUCAUCUUAUCAAAAUAGCCAAUCAUAUAGUAGAUCAUGCUUGUAAAGGUCCUCUUGCAGACUUUAUCAAAGAGCAUGUGCCAGAAGAAACUGCAUCUGCUUGGGAUGCAUUUGUUACCAAUACAUUAUCAGAAAUAAAUAAAACACACAACAUUGUUUUGGGUGGAACUCCUCCAGUUGACUCAAACACGGAAGAUGACACUGCAUAUCAAGAAAUUGCAUUCCAGCAACCUCAAAUGUAUCGAAUGUUUAGUGCUGAUUUUCAGUUACCACAAAUGUCUCCCCAGUUCAUUGACAAUUAUGAUAUUCAUGAUGAUGAAUUUGGUGAUGGUGAUGAAAAUUUGCAUGUAGACCGAAUGAAUAACAAAACAUUUGAUUAUUCCAAUGAAAAGGUUUUUAAGCGUGUAUGUGCUCAGAAGUCUAAUGCUUUUGAUGGAGAAGAUGAAGCCUGGAAUGACCAUGAUGACGACGACGAUACUCCCACUUUUGAUCAGGAAGUACAAAAAGAUAAACAGUGGCCUUGCAAAGAUGACAAAGAAGAUGAAAGCAAAGGUGACAAUGAUGAUAAUGAUAAUGAUAAUAAUGAUGACGAUGCUGAUAAUAAUGAUGAUGAUGAUAGUAAAAGCAGUUCUGAAAAGAAAGAAGUAGAAAUGGAGGUGGACACAAUGGAUCCGUGGACCUCACCUGAUGUCACAAGUGAAGGAGCUGCAGCACCUGUUGCUGUUGAUGCUGUCAAUCCAUGGGCUUGCAGUUCUGAUCCAACUACAGCUCCAGCUCCUUCUGGGGAUGAUGCAGGUUGGGCAGAUUUUGGAAAUGCAGGUUUUGCUGAUUUUGAAGCUAACUUUUCAUCACAAGAUGUGAGUGAAAACAAAGAAACUGACAAUAAUGUUCCUCCAAGUGCUUUAGGGGAUUCUGAAAAUGUAACAACAAAUGUACCAACUACAUCAGAAUAUAAUUUUUCAGUGGUUUUAUAGUCAAUGUGUUACAGCUUAGAGUCCAUAACAAACAAUUGAGACAUACCUAUACACAUUCUCAUUCAAUGAGAAAAUAAUACUUUGAAUAUACCCAUGUUAUAAUAUAAAUUGCUUUAAACACUGUUGUUAAUGCUUUAUUGGAUAUUUUCAGUGUGAACUUCAAAGUGCUAUAUUUAAGUAUGUUUGUAGGUAUGUUAUUAUAAUUCCAAUGUUUAGUAUUUUGUUCAAUUUAAAAAUCAUAGUAAUUAAAACGAAGUAGGUGUGUAAAGUGAACUGCUUUAUUAAGAGAUCUUAGGGAAAUCCUUUUUAAUGAAUUUUCACCAGAGCAACUGGACUUGGCCAUAAGAGAAGUGCAACAUGACACCUUUUUUAAGAGUUGUGUAUCAUGCCUAUAGAAAAUCAUGUGAAUGUAGAUAAUUUAUUAUCAAUGGAAGAUGGACAGUUAAUUAAAUUAGUUUUAAUAUUGUUAUAUAUGAGCGAAUUGAUUAGUUUUGAAUCUGUGUAUACAUUGGUGAUAAUAGGUUGCUGUUGAUGCGUGAGAAAUGGCCGCCGAUGUUACCCGAACUUGCUUACCCCCACAAUGUAAUAUGACGCCUUAAGUAUUUUUUAGGAUUAUAAUGUUGGUUUUUGAGUUUACUGUAAGAAAUGAUUUUAUUGUUCUUCAUUCCCAUGGUCAACAUCCUUUUCCCUCCCGAUAGUUACUUCCUGUCUUUUCCGUGCAAUCAUUGCUACCACGCGUACGCAAGGAAUGUUCAACUGAAGUAACUAAAACUUCAUGCGGCCCCUGUGGACGAAACCAAAGAGAAAUUGGGUAUUAGCCACUGCGAUCUCCGUCGGAAGGUGACAAAAGAGUUCGACAAGGAUUAUUUUGGGAGCACUGUUCGGAAGGGUGCAAGUCAUGUACAAUUAAAUUGUAUUAAUUUUAUUGUAUUGUUGAAAAGUCAAGGAAAUAUAAUUAGCAAUAACUAACAGGAACUGCAUUCAAUGUUAAUUCUUAACCUCACCUUAACAUUAAGACGGAAAUAUGUGACGAGGACGUGAAAUGAUUGCUUGUUUAAGAUUUACGGUUGGGUAUCGGGCUAGACAAUGAAAAUGUUAGAAACGCGUAACAAUUUACAUAAGUUUUUGUUACUCCUUCAGCAGAGCACUAGUUAUAAAAAGGGAAUUAGUAAUUGCCCGUUACAAAGAUUCUCAGAAUUAUGCUUUGUUUUUUACGAUUUGGUUCAUUGGAAAAAUCGAUAUAUCGUUCAAUGACUCGAGCAGUCGAUUGUAUUCAGAACUCAUGGUGCAUGAAUGCCAUGAAAUCGUAUGGCUGACUGGCGGCGUCAUGCACGUGGAGUUGGACGGAAAAUUAAUAGCGAAGUCGUAGAAGAAUAAUGUUCUGUCAUGGUUUAGUGUGGAUGUGUUUUAUUACACAGUUUUCGAUGUUUUAACAAGCACGGGAACAAAUAUUCAGAACUUUCAAUUAAUGGAAGUAGUUUAAUUUAGGUGCUAUUUGUCAUUUUCUUAGAAUUAUUUUAGGUUAAUUCUUGUUUCUAUCAAGAAAUAAUGGGGAAACCGAAGGCUAAGCGCAGAGGUCUUUCAGAAAGUGCUUCUGCAAAAGGAGCUAUGCCAAAAAAGACACUUAACCCAUUCGAAAUCCAUGUGAAUAGACAGAAAUUUAAUGUUAUUGGUCGAAAACUGAAGUCUGAAAGAGGCUUGCCAGGAAUUUCUCGCUCGAGAGCUAUGGCAAAGAGAAAGGCUACUCUUCUUCAAGAAUAUAAAGUAAAAGAUAAAUCAAAUAAAUUCUUUGAUAGGAGAAUAGGAGAGAAAGAUAGAGAGAUGACAAAUGAAGAUAAAGUUAUUGCACGAUUUACUGCAGAGAGAAUGAAAUCGUUUAAGAAGAAACAAAUAUUCAACUUGGCAGAGGAUGAAGUUCUUACUCAUCGUGGGCAAACUUUAAGUGAAAUUGAAAAAUUUGAAGAUUUUCAUAGCGAUGAUGAUGAGGAUGUCAAUGACACUGGCAAACUUGGCGCCAGCUUUGUUGAAGAUGCUCAUUUUGGUGGAGGCCCAGAAGACAGAGACAAGAAAAGUCGUAAAGAUUUAAUUGCACAAUUAAUAGCUGAAUCUAAGAAACGAAAAGCAGAGAAACAGAACAUUCGGGAACAAACAUUGGAUUUGACUGAGAAGUUGGAUACAGAAUGGCAUGAUCUUCUACCCAUUGUAGCAUCAUCAAAAAAGAAGCCAACAGAUCCUGUAGAAGUUGAAAAACCAGAUUCUUAUGAUGUAAUGAUGAGAGAGUUAAAAUUUGAAGCAAGGGUUAAAGCAUCUGAUCCUCUGAAAACAGAACAGGAAAUACAAGAGGAAGAAAGAAAGAAACGAGCUGAACUUGAAGCAGAAAGAGAAAAGAGAAUGUUUGCGGGUGAAGAAAAUGAACAGUUGUACAAGCAUCGAAGUGCUGACGAUUUAGACGAUGGAUUUGCAAUUGAUGUAGAGCCUGAAGUUACUCUCACUUAUGAUUUGGAAGGUAACAUUAUGCUUCGUGAGUUUGAAAGCACUGAAAUGGAGGAAGAAAGUUCAAGGUCUGCUAACCAGCUAGAUAAAGUGAAUGAAAAUCAAGAGGAUAGCAAUGAUGGUGGUAGUAAUAAUGAUGAAGAAGAAGAAGAAGAAAAUAGUGGUAGUGAAGAUGAUGAUAACGAUGAUGAUGAAGAAACUGAUGAUUCUUUGUCUGACUUAAGACCAUCAUCAGGGAAUGAAUCCUCUGCGGAGGAUAACAAUCAGAAAGAAGCAAAGCAAGAAAGAGAAGAACAAACAGAAAGGAUUAAAAUUGAAGAUAGUGUGGAAACCAUGAAUAAUAAAUUAGCGAGCGAAAGACUUCUAAUAGUUGCUAAUUUGUUGACAGAAAAAGAUAAAAGUGUAUUUUUGCAGAGUGUUAAAAUAAAAUUUCCAAAUUUCUCCAGUGUUCCUGAAACAUAUGAAGCCCUCCACAAAAUUUUGAAAUGCUAUAAUGCUGAAGAGCAGGGUGUAAUUAUAGAUCACAUAAUGAAAAAAAACCACAUUAGUUUAAAUGAAGUCAAUAGAUCACGACUAGAAACAUUGUUUCAGUUCCUUUUACAACAUAUAGAUCAUUCAGCUUCACAGGAUGCUGGACAAGGUUUAAAAGUUCUCAAUUAUCUAGCACCAUCACUUUAUGAUUUAGCUCAUAUGUCACCGGAGUGUGUAUCUCGUAGUGUCCUAGAAAUAAUCAAAGAGAAACAACAGGCCUUCCAGAAUCGUCAGCAGAAAUAUCCUACCUUCAAUUCUUUAAUUUUCUUCAAAGUUGUGUCUUUGUUAUUUCCAACAUCAGAUUUUCAACAUCCAGUUGUCUCUCCAUCAGUGGUUUUCAUGUGUCAGAUGCUCUUUCAGUGUCGUGUGAAAUCUAGAAGAGACAUUUCUGCUGGAUUAUUUCUUGUUACCAUGGUGUUAGAGUUCACAGUUCUGUCAAAGAGAUUUUCACCAGCUGCCAUAAAUUUCUUGUGUGGAGUGCUGCAUCUAGCAAUUCCCAAGAGGCUAGUUCAAGUGGCUAGUGUGCUGCCUAUUCCUCCUUUCCGAAGAGUUGGUGAAUAUAGUGACUUGCUUUUAUUGGAGGAUAAAGUUGAAGAUGUAGAUGCACCUUUUCAAAUGAAGGUGGCAGAUUUAUCUGAAGAGACAAUUGACACAAGCUUCAAAAUCAGGGCUUUAGCUAGUGCAGUGGCAAUGCUUGGUGAAUUUGUGUCGAAUCUUAGUUAUCUCCAAGCAAGUCCUAACAUGUUUUAUCGUGCUUCAGUUUUGUUGUCCAAAGUGCCAAUUCAUCAUUAUCCUACCAAAGUUCAAACUGAAAUAGAAAAAUUAUCACUAGCCUUCCAGAAAUUGAAAGAGAAGACACUGCAAUUCCUGGUCGUUGAAAGGAAAAGACCAAAAGCAUUGAGACUCUACGAACCCAAGAUUGAAACUGUCUGUGAUGGAAAGCGAAUACGCCCAAUGGGUGCUGAGAAAAUGGAAAGAGAGAGACUUUUACACAAAAUCAAACGAGAGAAAAAAGCUGCUUUGCGUGAGAUUCGCCGUGAUAAUGCAUUCCUAUCAAAAUUGAAGUUUAAGGAAACUAUUCAGAGUGAUAAGGAACGAUUCCAGAAAGUUAAGGAAAUAUUUGGAAGUGCUGCUACUCAACUUGGUGAAAUUCGUGCAUUGGAGAGGAAGAAGAAUCGUCUGAAAAAAUAGUCACUUAAGAAAAUAAAUUAAUUGUACAAACUUUAUAAUAAAAAAUAGCCAUAUUUAUUUUUAAUAUUGGCAUGUAAAUAUUGUUUUAUAUAAAAUAAAAAUAAGUUUUCUUACACUUUGUGUAAAGUAAACC
Gryllus bimaculatus (two-spotted cricket) is the source of this 10000-nucleotide messenger RNA. The record is from the annotation of a GenBank genome assembly. Lineage: Eukaryota; Metazoa; Arthropoda; Insecta; Orthoptera; Gryllidae.